GUAGGCAGGGGCUGCUCGAGCGGGUGCCGGGAGCGGCCCGGGCAUGCGCGGUAGGCAGGGGCUGCUCGAGCGGGUGCCGCGAGCUGUCGGUUAGCGGACGCCUUCUCCUUCUGCGCCCCGAGCCCGUCAUUGUCUCCGUCUCAAAGCCUAAAAUAUUAAGUAAUGGAACCCAAAGUGGUUGGCGAGGGUAUAAAGGAUAAUCCUUUCAAAUUGUUUAUUCCUCCAAGAGUGAACUAUGGCCCCGUUUCUGCAGUUAGACCACAAGAAGUGGCAAAUCAAAACCUUUUCAUGCAGAAUUCUAAUGGUUGCCAUGAAGAUGAAAUUGAUGUUGACUUCUUAAUGGCGAGUGCACCUAAGUUAUCUAAAGCUGGAAACCAAGAGUUUAUAGAUCCAGUUUUUCUAAAACCACAGAAGAUGCACAUUGUGGAAAAAGAGAAUACUGAACAUAUAAGCCAGUUAUACACAAAACUAUUCCAGGAAGCAGAGAAAAUCAAGAGGUGGAAAUUAUCCAUAGAAAAUGAACUUUGGCAGAAGGAUAAGAAAUUACAAGAAAAUAAACAAACUAUUGAAGUUCAGCGUCAAGCAAUACAAGAGCAACAAUUUGAAAAUGAAAGUCUCAGUAUGAAACUAGAAGAAGAGAUAAGUAAAAAUGAAGAAGCAACAAAAAUACAUAAUGCCACAAGAGAUUUGUGUUCUCUUGUAAAUGAAUCCUCUUCCCGAUUAGCUGAAAAAAUAAAAGCAUAUGAAUCAGAAAGAGAUGAAACACGGCGACUUUAUGCUGAAAACUUUGAAAAUAUUGAGCGAAUAAUAAUGGCCUUUGAGGAACUUCGCAUUCAAGCUGAAAAUACAAGAUCAGAAAUUAUAUUUAAGUUAAAUGAAGAAAUUGAACAAAGAGAACAGCUUAAGAAUAAGUAUCAACAUCAAUUAAUUGAUAAAGAAAAUGAGGUACUGCAGUUCCAACAGCAGUAUAAACAAAAAGACACUGAGCUUCAUGAAACGUGGAUUAGUCUACAGGAGUCCACAAUCAAAUGUGAUCAGCUAGAGGAAGCAACUAGGCAUCUCAAUGAAAAACUUCUGGAGUUACAUGCCAAAGAACAAAAUUUGACAACUGAAUUGGAAAAAACGAAGGACUUACUGAACAAAAGAGAGAUUUCUCAAAAGUGUGUUGAAGAAGAAUUAGAAAGUGCAAAGGAAGUCAUCAUUCAGAUAAUGAAAGAAAAGGAAAGCAAAAUUGAAGAAUUUGAAAAAGCUAAAGCAAACAGUGAAUCAGCAAUUGAUGGACUUAAAAAUACAGUAAAACAUUUGGAAGAGUCAUUCAGAACAGAACAACAAAGAUUUGAGCAGGUCCAAGAAACGUUACAGAUUUCUUCUUUAGAAUUGGAAAAAAAGAUUGCAAUACUAGGAGAAUUGGAGCAAAUUAAAAUUGAAAAUGAAUUGAAGAUUAACCAACUCACAGAGGCUUUGGAAAACAAUUCAAAAAGCAAAGAAAAAUUAGAGGAAGAACUAGCAAAUGAAAAGUUAGAAAGCAGGAAGUAUUUUGAAGAAUCGGAAAUGGAAAAGAAAAUAAGAAAUGACUUACAAGAUAGUGUGGCGAUAUUGGUACAUAAAACAGAAGAUCUACAAAAAAGUGUAGACAAACUAAUGAAAGAAAAUGAAAACCUAAAGGAAAUAGCUGAAAACAAUGAGAACAUACAUACUGAGCUUCAAAGACAGAUAGCUAAUGCACUUGGAAAAGAAAAGGAUUGUUUUGAACAAAUGAACAUCUUGAAGACGGAGCACGAGGAAGAAAGAAAAAGAUAUGAUAAGCUCUAUUCAGAUUACAACAUUCUGUUAGAAGAGAAGGCAGCUCUUUUGCAAGACCUAAGCAAUGAAAGUGCAAAAAUUAAAGAUCUCCAAAAGAUACAUGAAAAAUUUGAAUAUAAAGAAGAAUUGGCAAAGAAAGAGAUAGAAGCACUGAAGGAACAAAAUCAUCAACAAAGAGAAGAACUAAAGGCAUUAGAGAACACAUUAAAACAACAAGAUCAAUCAACUGUUAGAAAGCUUGGAGAAAAAGAAGAAAGUUCCAAAACUUUACGAAAUGAAGUAAAGAAGAAGGAGAAGUUACUAAAGACAAUGGAGAAUAAGCUGAACUCUUUGAAAAAACAACUGGAAAAUAAGAACAUCUCUGCUGAAGAACUGAAUCAAGAGAAUAAGAGUUUGAAAAAAAAGUUUAUGGAAGAAACUAAGCAGUCUAGUGUUUAUAAAACUGAGAUACGUCAAUUGAACUUGGAACUCACAACUUCCAGUAAGCAGAAUGAAGAAACCAUACAGGCACUUCAAAAGGAAAUUGAAGAACUGAAACACGAAAAAGAAAAACUAAAUGAAGAGACAAAAUCAUUGAAAGAUGUAGCAGAAACAACACUUCAGACACAGAAAGAAACUGAGAUUAUGUGCCGAAACAAGAUUACUGAAAUGGUUACACUCAUGGAAAAACACAAGCACCAGUAUGAUAAAAUGGUUGAUGAAAAAGAUGCAGAAUUGAAAUGCUGGAAGGAAAAACAACUAACUAUCAACUUAUCUAAAAAUGCUUUGGAAGAAGAACUAAGAUCUCUCAAAAAUGAACUCUCUGGUGUAAAGCAACAACUUAAAGAAGUGAAUGAUGAAAAGGAAACUUUUGCAAAUCAAGUUACAACAUUGAAGGGCACAGUCAAAUCUUUAAAAGAUGAAUUAAAGAAGGUACCUGAUUUGAAACUAUUGACAAGACUUGUUUUAUAUAUUGUAGAAGCUGUUAUUUAA
Messenger RNA from Hypanus sabinus (Atlantic stingray), 2775 nucleotides. RefSeq names its product synaptonemal complex protein 1 (gene sycp1). Gene Ontology annotation, molecular function: double-stranded DNA binding. NCBI's taxonomy places the organism in Eukaryota, Metazoa, Chordata, Chondrichthyes, Myliobatiformes, Dasyatidae. The transcript has 29 exons. Bases 163 to 2775 code for a protein of 870 amino acids. Gene Ontology annotation, biological process: chiasma assembly; synaptonemal complex assembly; lateral element assembly. The record is from RefSeq and is a predicted model, not a curated record. Gene Ontology annotation, cellular component: central element; male germ cell nucleus; transverse filament.